Messenger RNA from Acanthamoeba castellanii str. Neff, 339 nucleotides. RefSeq lists its product as uncharacterized. NCBI's taxonomy places the organism in Eukaryota, Discosea, Longamoebia, Acanthamoebidae. The coding region runs from base 1 to 339 and encodes 112 amino acids. The record is from RefSeq and is a predicted model, not a curated record. The transcript is spliced from 2 exons.
AUGCUCGUGCUCGAGGAGAACCUCGACGAUCUUGCCACCUUCAUCUCGGAGAAGGGGGCGGACCCCAAUUUCGUCGAUCCCGACGAUUUUACCCCACUCUACGUCGCCGUCAAGCACAAGUUGAACGAAUGCGCCAAGACGCUCCUCGCCAUCCAGACGCAGAACACAGAGCUGGUCGAGUUCUUCGAGCGUUGGCUACACACCGCCGAAACUGAGUGGGCUGCGGCGAGGCGAGAGGCGGCCAGCUCGACGUCGAGCGACCAGCCCUCGCGCAAGAGGAGGCGAGUGGAGGCCGACUCCACCGAGAAUGGAACUGCCGAGGCGGAAGGCAAGAAGUAA